AUCUCGAAAGGGAAGAAAAAUGUAUACGUUUCGGUUUGUUGGGGGAUUUCUCAUCCUUCUUCUUGUAAAGAAACUCUUCGACAAAAGAACUGCUUCUUCUGCAAAGGGAAAGAACGAAGCAUCAUCAUCAUCAUCAUCUGCCACACAAGAGCAGGAUUCCUCUUCUUUAGAGUUCCCCUCUUCUGGGUGGGGUUACGAGGUGUUCUUGAGCUUUAGAGGUGAAGACACUCGAACCAACUUCACAGACCACCUCUACAACGCUCUACUCAAUCUUGGAAUCCACACGUUCAGAGACAAUGAAAAACUCCGAAUUGGAGAAAAGAUAAGUCCGGCACUUCGCGCUGCGAUCCACCAGUCCAAAAUUGCCAUACCCAUCUUCUCAGAAAACUAUGCUUCCAGCAAAUGGUGUCUUCAUGAGCUUGCCGAGAUCGUGGCGUGCAGGGAACUGAGGGGCGUACGACAAAUAACUGUGAUGCCCACUUUCUAUCAUGUAGAUCCAUCGGAUGUUCGAAACCAGACUGGAAGCUAUGAGAAGGCUUUUCGAAACUAUGAGAAGAAAUUCGAUCAGGAGACUGUAAAGGGGUGGAAGAAAGCUCUGAGAGAAGUUGGUGAAUUGAAAGGAUGGGAUCUGGAGAAGAUUGCUGAUGGGCAUGAAGGGAAGUUAAUAAAGUUAAUUGUUAAAGAGGUUUGGAAUGAAUUGAGAAAGAGCCCCUUGACUGUUUCUAACAACUUGGUUGGAAUCAAUUCUCAUGUAGAAGAAAUGAUGAAGUUGCUAAACAUUGGCUCUAUUGAUACACAGAUUGUGGGUAUCCAUGGCUUAGGUGGCAUUGGUAAGACAACAAUUGCCAGGUGUGUUUACAAUACAAUCUAUCAUCACUUUGAAGGAUGUAGCUUUAUAGCAAAUGCUCGAGAAACUUUCCAACAAAGGGGACUUGUCCAUUUGCAAAGUCAACUUGUCAUGAAUAUCUUGAACAUAGGGAAUCCAAACAUUUCUAGUGUUGAUCAAGGAAUUGAUGUGAUAAGGCGAAGAUUAUCUAAUAAGAAAGUUCUUAUUGUUCUUGAUGAUGUAGAUGGAAAUAUUGAUUUAAAUGCAAUAAUCGGGAACCAUGAUUGGUUUGGUUUUGGAAGUAGGAUUAUUAUUACAACCAGGGACAAGCAUAUCUUAGAUGUUCAUGCAGUAGAUGAAACCUACGAGCCCAAUGAAAUGAAUUCAAACCAAUCUCUUCAACUUUUCAUCAAACAUGCCUUCAAAAUGGACCAACCUUCAGAACAUUAUUUGAAGCUCUCAAAAGAAGUGGUGAAAACUACUGGAGGACUUCCUUUGGCACUUGAGGUUAUAGGUUCAUUUUUAUUUCACAGAGGAGAAUCAGCAUGGAAAGACACGGUGAAGAAGUUGACAAAAAUUCCAAAUGAUGAAGUGCAAAAGAAGUUGAGAAUAAGUUAUGAUGGAUUAAAUUAUGAGGAGAAAGAGAUGUUUCUUGAUAUUGCUUGUUUUUUCAUUGGAAUGAAUAAGAAUAUUGUGUGUUACAUAUGGCAUGGCUGUGAUUUUUUCCCUGAAGCAGGAAUUGAGGAUCUUCUCCUAAAGUCAUUGGUUAAGAUCGAUGAAAACAAUGAGUUAAGGAUGCAUGAUCAACUUCAAGAUCUCGGAAGGGAAAUUGUUCGUCAAGAAAACUUUAAGGAGCUUGGGGAACGUAGUAGGUUGUGGUCGCAUGAGGAGGCAUUGGAAGUAUUGAGUACUCAAAUGGGAACUAGGAAAGUUGAAGGACUCCGUAUUGUCUUAAACUCCUGGGGAAAUAGCCAAUGUUUGAUGAGUGAAGGAUUUGCUGCAAUGACUAAACUAAGGUUACUUCAUGUCGAUUAUGCCAAGGUUGCUGGAAACUUUGUGCAUUCUUUUUCAGAACUUAGAUGGCUUAGUUGGAAAAGAUGCCCUAUAGAAUUCACACCAACCAAUCCAAGGAAAUUGGCUGUUCUUGAUCUGUCAUAUAGUGACAUCACAGAAAGCUGGAUGGGUUGGAACCAUAUCAAGGUGGCAGAAACUCUAAAAGUUCUAAACCUCAGUGGGUGUAAUGAACUAUCCCAAACUCCUGACUUUUCAGCAAAUCUACAUUUGGAGGUAUUGAUUCUUGAAGACUGUAAACAAUUGGCUACAAUUGACACAUCUAUCGGUCAUCUUAAGAAGUUAGUCAUAUUGAACACGAAGGGUUGCCAGAGUCUAACGUAUCUCCCAACCAGCAUUUGUGAGUUGAGUUCUCUCAAAACACUUGACAUUAGUCAUACAAGAAUCAGCCAGUUGCCAGAAACAUUGGGCCGCUUGGAGGCCUUAACAGGGCUUCACGCUGACUAUUCUGAAGUACGGCUGCCUAAUUCAAUAGGUCAUCUGAGAAACCUCAAGACCUUAAGUGCUCAAUAUUGUAAUAUCCAGCAAGGAGGGAUUCUUGAUGUUAUUGGGAGACUAUCCUCAUUGGAACUCUUGAGGUUAGGGGGAAACCGAUUUCAUAGCCUACCAGCAACAGUUUCUAGACUUUCUUUGCUCCAAACACUUUCUUUAGCGCCGUGUACGGAACUUCAAUCACUCCCAGAGCUUCCUUCUAGUUUGAAAUCUUUAGAUGCUUCGAGUUGUGCAUUGAAAUCACUCCCAAGUCUGUCAAAUCUGACAAAUUUAGAGGUAUUGUGCCUUAAUAACUGUGAGAAUCUGAUGGAGAUACCAACUGCAAUCAAUGCUCUUACAAGGCUGGAGUCACUCAGUUUAAUAGGAUGCGAUAAUCUUCAAUACAUCCAACAUCUUCCCUCAGGUCUGACAAGCUUAAAUGCUGAUUACUGUGGAAAUGUGAGAGAAGUAUCCGCUUUCUUGGACAUGAGAAAUUUAGUGAAAUUAUGUCUUAGUCAUUGCUCUAGGCUAGCAAAAAUUGAAAGCCUUGAGGGAUUAGAUUCCCUGCAGCAGUUGAACAUAAAUUACUGUGGAUCAUUGAGAAAAUUGCCAAAACUUCGGGGUUCGAAAAAAUUGAGCUACUUAGAGUUUGGGAAUGUAGGCUUAUCUGAGAUUGAAGGCCUUGAGGGAAUGUACUCCCUGGAAAAGUUUAUUAUCAAGGGGUGCCAUUUAUUAAUAAAAAUUCCAAAUUUGUCAGACUCAAAACUUGUUGUGUACAUAAAAAUCCAAUAUUGUCGGAAGUUAUCUGAGAUUGAGAGCCUUGAGGGAUUGGACUCCCUGGAGGAACUGUCUAUAUCAUCUUGCCCAUCAUUGAGAAAGAUAAAACUUCCCAAAAAACUGAGGGUAUUAAAAAUUAAUUCAUGUGAGGAGUUAGCUGAGAUUGAGGGUCUUGAAGAUUUGGAAUCUUUGACAAGAUUUGAGUUCGGUAUCUGUGAAUCAAUCAUAAGAUUACCAGACUUAUUGCACUUGAAGACGUUGAAGCAUUUACAUAUGCGUGGCCUCAGAAACACAAUGCCACUAGAGAUUGGUUGCCUUGAGGGAUUGGAGUUAUUGGAAGAAUUAAAAAUUAGUGGAGGCCCAUUAUUGAAAAUAUUACCGGAUAUCUCAACCUUGAAGAACCUGAAACAUAUGGAACUUAAAAGGUGUGAUUGCAUGGAAAGCUUAUCUGAUCUAUCAAACUUAAACAAGUUAAACCAACUAUGGAUUGAGUAUUGUGGGAAAUUAACCGAGAUCCCAAGGGUUGACAGAUUGGAGUCCUUGGAAGUAUUACGAGUGGUUAGUUGCAAAUCAAUGGAAUCAUUACCAGAUUUGUCCAACUUAAAAAAACUACGGCAAUUACACAUCAAAGAUUGUGAGAAGUUAACUGAGAUUCAGGGAGUUGGUAGGUUGGAAUCAUUAGAAGAGUUGAAUGUUCGUGGGUGCAUUUCUAUUGAAACAUUACCAUGUCUAUCAAAGUUGAAGAACUUGAAGACUCUAUCAGCUGUCGACUGCAAGAAGUUAACCGAGGUCCAAGGUGCAGACGAAUUGGAAUCCUUAGAGGAGUUGAAUGUUCGUGGGUGCGUUUCUAUUGAAACAUUACCAUGUCUGUCAAACUUAAAGAAGUUGAAGAUUCUAUCAGUUGCCAACUGCAAGAAGUUAACCGAGAUUCAAGGUGUGGAUGGAUUGGAAUCCUUAGACUUGUUGAAUAUUCGUGGGUGCAUUUCUAUUGAAACAUUACCUUGUAAAUCAAAGUUAACGAAUUUGAAGAUUCUAUCAGCUGUCGACUGCAAGAAGUUAACCGAGGUCCAAGGUGCGGACGAAUUGGAAUCCUUAGAGGAGUUGAAUGUUCGUGGGUGCCUUUCUAUUGAAACAUUACCAUGUUUGUCAAAGUUAAAGAAGUUGAAGAUUCUAUCAGUUGCUGACUGCAAGAAGUUAACCGAGAUCCAAGGUGUGGACGAAUUGGAAUCCCUAGAGUUGUUGAAUAUUCGUGGGUGUGUUUCUAUUGAAACAUUACCAUGUCUAUCAAAGUUAAAGAAGUUAAAGAUUUUAUCAGCUGUCGGCUGCAAGAAGUUAACCGAGGUCCAAGGUGUGGACAAAUUGGAAUCCUUAGAGGAGUUGAAUGUUAGUGGGUGCAUUUCUAUUGAAACAAUACCAUGUCUGUCAAAAUUGAAGAACUUGAAGAUUCUAUCAGCUGUCGACUGCUUGAAGUCAUGAGAUACAAGGUGUGGA
Telopea speciosissima is the source of this 4636-nucleotide messenger RNA. RefSeq names its product disease resistance protein L6-like. The record is from RefSeq and is a predicted model, not a curated record. The transcript has 5 exons. Gene Ontology annotation, biological process: defense response; signal transduction. Gene Ontology annotation, molecular function: protein binding; ADP binding. Bases 20 to 4621 code for a protein of 1533 amino acids. Lineage: Eukaryota; Viridiplantae; Streptophyta; Magnoliopsida; Proteales; Proteaceae.